This is a messenger RNA of Oppia nitens, 1958 nucleotides long. RefSeq names its product zinc finger protein 28-like. Lineage: Eukaryota; Metazoa; Arthropoda; Arachnida; Sarcoptiformes; Oppiidae. The coding region runs from base 123 to 1847 and encodes 574 amino acids. Gene Ontology annotation, biological process: regulation of transcription by RNA polymerase II. The record is from RefSeq and is a predicted model, not a curated record. The transcript has 6 exons. Gene Ontology annotation, molecular function: RNA polymerase II cis-regulatory region sequence-specific DNA binding; DNA-binding transcription factor activity.
ACAUUAUUGAUGAAUGUUUUGGAUAUAUUUGUUGACAAAAUUGUGUUUACAUUUCAAAUAUUUUGGAUUUUAAGUCAAAAUUUUUUGAUGAAAUAAUGUUUGAAAUGAUUUAAUGACAAGACAUGAAUCAAAGUAAUGAUAAUAUAAAACAUAAUACAAGACUUAGAAGACAUGGAAGUCGUAAAACACAAGACACGAGUGUCACGAUUGAUGUGAACGACGUGUUUGAAGAAGUGGUUAAACAAAAUGAAAGACUUGUCAAAGAAAUUGAAUUUUAUGAAGAAGUGGUCAACGAUUUAGUGACAAAUAUGAAGACAUGUAUUGUUUGUCAACAAAAUAAUGUCAUAAAAGACAGAAUCAGUGAAUUGGAGACACAUUUGAAUAGUAAGACAAUCGAUAACUCAACUGAUUUUAAGAGUGAAUACAAUAAAUUAAAACCAAGAAAUGUUAGGACAAAUGGUUUAGAAAAAUCAAAGAAAAAAUGUGUCAAAGAUUUUACAGAUUCUGAUAGUUAUAUAUCAUGUGAAACCAGUGAUGACAACGAUUCAGAUAACAGUCGGACAACUAAUAUAAAAACAAAGACAUUGAAGAAAGAGAAAAAUACACCCAAAAGACGUGAUGAAGACUUAAGAGAUGUCGAUAACAAACAACAUUCAGAUAAAACCAAUGUCUCGACAAUAUCUGAACAAUUAAGUGAUGAAAGAGAGAGCGAUAUAAAAAUGAAAACAAAUGUAAAGACAAAAUCAAUGACAACAACAAAGAAAAAGUUGAAAAUAGAGUUUAAAACUAACAAUAAAAUCAUUUUUAAAGAUAUCGAUGAAGUGGACAAUGAUGUGGACAGAAGUGAAUCAAUUCAUAUACAACUAAAUAGUAGACCAACUGUUAAAAAACCUAAGAUUAAGCCAUACAGUGAUGAAUAUGAAGUGCAAAGAAAGACAUUGAAAGUUAAAUCACUUACCAGUGAUGGCCGAUAUCAAUGUCAAUUCUGUGAUUACGUAAGCAAUAAAGUUUUUGGUGAUCUUGAGGCACACUUCAAUGGACAUCAUCUGAUGAUUAAACCAUUUAAAUGCAAUCUAUGUUCAAAACUAUUUAAAUCAUUGAAACAACUAUUGCUUCAUCUAAAAGUUAAACACUAUGGUAUUGGUGAAGGAUUGGAUCAAUUAACUGAUCAACAAUCAGCUAAAAUUACAAAACAAUUAGAGAAAUUCAAAUGCAAAUUAUGUAACAAAUGUCUAUAUUGUGCACGUGGUCUGGAAAAUCAUGUUUUGCGCGUACAUCACAACCAAAUGCCGCCCAAAUUGCUGGCCUGCGACAGGUGUAACAAAUCGUAUAGUAAUGAUAUGGUAUUGGCCAGACAUAGGAGCCUACAGCACGGUAUUGGCAAAAGUUGGCCACUAUUUUAUUGCGAUUGGAAGGACUGUCAAUAUAAAACUCAUAAUAAGACUGCCUUAGAAUCACAUAAAAAGAUACAUUUAGGUAUCCGUGACUAUGUGUGCGAUUGGCCCGGAUGUGACUAUCGGGCGGUUGCCAAACAAAAUUUAGAAGCCCAUCAAUUGGUACACAGCGCUCAGUUGUUCUACCAGUGCCAGUGGUCCGGUUGUCAGUAUGGCGCCAAACGAGAUUAUGAUUUGAAAAGACACGUAAAGAGAGUUCACGAGGACAUACCCCGCGCACUGGUGUGUCAUUGGCCCGGAUGUGAUAAAACGUUUAGAUUUAACAGAGAUGUGAAAAGACAUAUGUUAAACCAUAAAGAACCGCAUAUACCCUGUCCUUACUGUAGCAAAAUGUUUAAGACUAAUAAGUAUUUACAACAACACCUGAGAUCACACCGAAGGCGACUAACAUAAGUCAGAUGUCCGGUUCGGUCACGGGAUGUGAGAGACAAUGAUAGGGCAUAUAAAUAAUGUUAGAAAUUAUUUGAUAGUACAUCACAAUUGGUUGGUAAACAAAUAAAUUAC